GUGUAUUUUUUCUGAAGAAAAUAACUGUUAGCAGGUUAAAUAAAGGUAUGAAUGAAUACUUCACAACAACAACAACAACAACAACUUACUAACGUAUUAGUCAAAUAACCUACGCGGCUCCAGGCGUGUGUCGAAGUUUUCUGCGGAGCACACUGACUCUUAGUGGGCAGCACACGCUUUGUUGUUGGCCGGAGCAUUGACGUUAGCUGCUAGCUUUAGCUAACACCGGCUAGUUGCAGGUAACAAUAGUAGACUCACAUGCAUGUCUUCGUUGUGUUACUGCUGCUUGGCUAGCUAACAACAGCCCGUCUUCGGUCCACGGCCUGACCUCAUGGAUCCCGGUGGAAGUGAACUGGACUCCAGCCUGCCACAGCCCGAGAACCCGUGUCUGAUCGUGGAGGACUCCCAGCCGGACAGUGUCGCUCUGGAGGACGACCCCGAAAGCAGCUACCGAGCUCUGCUGGCCCGGCGCCUGUCCAGCCUGCAGCCCACCUCCCGCAGUCCGGUUCUGAUGGAGACAUCAAUCCAGCCAUCCAUCCAUCCAUCCAGCCAGCCAUCCACUAUUCAGGGUCACUUGGUGAGAUUGGACGAGAGGCCGAGAGGCAGGGAACUGAUAUCUUCCCCGUUAGGAAGCAGAUUAUCUCAGACUGAUAGCCAAUCAGAGAGCUCCCAGAGUAACUACCAAGCCGAACCAGGCAUUCUCAUGGCGGACAACCCCAGUUCUGCAUUCCAGGAGGAAAGUCAAGUUCUAACCAUUAGCCCUCCAGCGAACAAGAAAAAGUGUGCAGCAGAGGACACUGAUAUGGAUUCUGGAGCUGAUUCUACCACACACUGCAUUCAGUCUGAGGAGGGAACCUCUCAGUUUGGGUUUCUCGAGCUUUCCCAGAGUCAGGAUCUGCGAGGUGAAGCAAGGAACAGUCAGGAGGAAGAAGAAGACAUCGUACCGCAGCCAGACAGCGAAAGACGCACCAAAUUAGAGCAGAACAUCAGCUCCAGGACUUCAGAGAGUCAGGACAACAAAGCAGUGAGAUCUGAGGUGAGCUCCAGCAGCUCAUUGGAGCCUCCAGGUCCGUUGGGGAGGCAGCUGAGCGUCCAGGCUCUUCUGCACUCACAGGCCUCUGGUGAGCAUGGCGAGCAGGACUGUGAGAUCCUGUCCUCGCAGGAGGACAUGUUCGACGCUGACAAGACAGGUGCUGCGGUGGACAGCACAGUGUCUGAGCCGGAGCAGCAGGCUCACCCCACCUCGACACCGGCCCACACCCUGCGACUGCUGCAUCUGUCUGGACAGGGAACACUGGUGCAGGAAAGUCUGUCCCAGAGCUCUGUCGACUACGUUGCCCCCACCCCAGACAACUUCACCCACACCCCUUUAAUUGUUCCCAGCUCACCAACUGGACCAGAGAAUGAACACGGAGCUGAUGAAGCGAUGGAUACUUCACUGCCCUCAGAAGACCGAGCCGGAGAAAAUGAAGAGCCGAUGGAAACGGAGGCAGCCUCCAAGCCACACCCGUCCGCCUCUACUCCUGUAUCCCAGAAUUCCCCUGGAUUUGUGUUAGAGCGAACUCUCUCUAUACCCUCCCAGCCAGAGUUCUCUCAUGAUGUGUUUGUCCCAACGCAGAGCCAAGAGGCACCACAACAGUCAGAUAAGAAGAUGGCAUCAUUGCCUGGCGAGACACAGUCUCAACAGCUGGAGUCAGCUGCUUUCACUUUGCCUUUGCAGCUCUCUGUGAACACGCAGAGCAGUAGCCCAGCCCAGAAGACCUCGGAACAUAUUGAGGAGGACAGCCAGGCCACUCAGAUCGAGGAACUGGAGGAGCCGCCCGGUGUCAACACCAGCGACUCUGUGGUUUCGCACCAGAGGAGGGAGAGCAACGGCGUCUCUUCAGAGUCACAAACUGCCACCAGUUCUAAAGCCUCCGCCUCUGCUGAAUCACCAAGGCAUCGCAGCGAAUGUGCCAAGAAGGAGGCGACCAAUCUGUCACAGCAGUCUGACGUGCACAAAAAGACCCCUUUGAAUGUACAAGAUGUGAAUGUAAAAGACAGUAAGAGUGACCGCGAAGAGGCGAGCUCUGCCGACGCGGUGUCCUGCUUGCAACCAAAGUUUGAUCCCUCCGAUCUGACGGUUAACAGCUGUGUGCAGGAGACUCCCCCAGACACUACACCAUGCAGUUUGUCCUCGCAGUCUAUGAUCUCUAACACAUCUGCUGUGGAUGUGGUGAAGGGUUCUGUAGACUUGAGGAAGGAAGGAGGAACUGCAAAGAGUCCUUCUGUAAAAUCAUUGUCACAGAAGUGUGGAACGGUUGGCAACAGUCAAACAGUCAAACACGUGAUGGACGAGCCUGUGCAGGGUGAGGUAGAAGAGGAGGUCGUGAUGGAGGAGGGGGAGAGCACAUUGGGAGGCGGGGCCUCAGGAAUGGCUCUGGCCCUCUCCCAGAGCCAGCUGCUGUCUCCUGAGCCCGCGGAGGGGGAGAGCAGCAACAGAGGAGAGGACAGUGUCGUCGUCGUUACAGACAGCGAGAGAGACUCCCAGGUUCUUCAGAAAGACGUGUCGUCACAGUCGGAGACCAACAGUUCCCAGCCAAUCGGAGGCAACGUGUCCGUCUCCACUAACGGCCACGAGUCCCAGGCGCAGGCGAAGAAGGUGCACCCGGCUCCUGAUAGGCUCUCCCAGACUGAGAGGGUGGGGCCUGAACCAGAGGGGCUCAAAGACAAGAGCCUGAGCGAUAGCUCGGGAGAAAUUUCCUUCCACUUCACACUUCCUAAAGAAGGGGAGCUGAUUGGUCCUGCUGUCGGUGCCACGCCCCCUCUAAUCAGCCAGCUGAAGCAGAGGCUGAGGCACAGCACUCCCAUCGAGAUCACUUCCUUUUCCGAAAAGUCAGGCGUGGCGGGGGAUGUCUCUGCAGACGGGGCGAUGGCAGCCAGCGACAUUGUGUCGGGGGAAAGCGGGGACGACACGACGGAAAAGGGAGACGGGAAGCUGAGUUUGAGGAUGAAGCUGGUGACCCCCGUCGAAGAGGGCAGCUCGGAGCACUUCAGCCUGCAGAAGCCAGCACUAUCAGAAGAGGAUGAAUCUGUUGUCAAGGUUACCACUGUUUCCAAGGCUGUUACCAGCAGCCCGUCGGUGUUCAGUCGUGUCAGACAGGUGCACAGACAGCAGGAGCCAAGGGAGGACAGCCAGGCUGGAGGCAACACCACACCGGUCAGAGAGGAGCUGUUUGCCUCACCACAGAGGAGCUCCCAGGCGUCCUCGCUGGGAUGCAACAGCCUCCAUAACAGCCAAUCGGAGCCUUCACAACAGGAAGUGUUGGCAGCACUGCAGGAGAGCCAUAAGGAUCCUCCCGGCCCUACCGAGCAGUCUGGGGAUAAGCGUGGACCCCCUCAAGCUCCAGAGCCGCCCACCCCGAACAGGACCGAUGGCAGACAGAGGGCUCCUCAGCAGACCAUCGCCUCCAGUCCGUCCAACAAGCUCCGUCAGCGGACAGUCUCCCAGCAGACCAGCUUCGACGCACCGGGGCUGCGCUCCCCAGCUGGCAGGGGUGAACCAGAGUCUCCGUCCUUUAGAAGAACCGCCGCCCCUGCCCACCGCAGACACGUGCGCACCAUCCAGGAAGUGCGAACCACCGUCACACGGAUCAUCACAGACGUGUAUUAUGAGGACGGCAAAGAGGUGGAACGCAAAGUCACCGAGGAGACAGAGGAGCCAGUGGUGGACUCCCAGGUGUUGGACAGCGACAUCUCCCCGUGCCGCACAGGCAGCAGCUCUUUGGCCUCUGGUGACCUGGCUGACAUCAGCUCUCUGUCGUCCAAGGCCUCCAGCCUGCAGCACAGCUCCGGAGGAACCAGCAGCAGCGGCUUCACCAGGCCGGACUUCAUCAUGCCGCCCAUUCGAGGGACCAUGUCCUUCAGUCCCAGGAGGGGAGGCGGGCAGCAACAGAGGGGUCACAGGGGUCACAGGGGUCAAAGGGCAGGGUCAGUGGUCACAAUGCACAGAGGCGACAGCACCCUGGGGUCCCGGGCCUUCGUCCCGCUGACCCCCAGAGGAAGGGCUAGAAGGGGCCGACCCCCAUCCCGCGCCUCCAUGUCCAGGGGAGGUGGUGUUGGCUCGCUGCAGAGGCUCGGUGCUCGGUGCUCACAGCCACAGUCCUCCUCAGAGGACGAGCUGUACACCCGCAUGCUCCCCCCGCGCCUCCCCGUCAGCCCCACAGACGCCGAGCUGCCCAGCCACUCCGACUCCCUCAGGUCAUCGCCGGAGGAGGCUAGCUCGGCCGGGAGCAGCUUCGUCGGCCUGCGGGUGGUGGCCAAGUGGUCGUCCAACGGCUACUUCUACUCCGGCCGCAUCAUCAAGGACAUCGGGGAGGGGAGAUUCCGCCUGCGGUUUGACGACGGGUACGAGUGCGAGGUGGCGGGGAAGGAUAUCCUGCUGUGUGAUCCCAUCCCCCUGGGGACGGAGGUCACCGCCCUGCUGGAGGACGAGUACUUCAGCAUAGGUGUUGUUAGGGGCCAUAAAACAGAGGGGCAGGAGCUGUUCUACAGUGUGGAGAAGGACGGACAGACGCAGUGGUACAACAGGACCGCCAUCAUCCUGUCUCUGGAGCAGGGAAACAAGCUGAGGGAGCAGCACAGCCUCGGGCCCUACGAGCCCUCCACCCCCCUGACCAAAGCCUCCGACAUCAGCCUCGAUAACCUGGUGGAGGGGAAGAGGAGGCGCAGAGGAGGCCCCGAGGGUCUGAACACCCCCAACCGCAGCUCCUCCAGCAGCCCCCGAACCCCCGGCCCCUCCGGCAAGAGGAAGCUGAUGGCCUCCGAGGACAACAGGACGCCGGCCAAGAGAGGCCGCAGGGGCUCGGGGGUCAAAGCUGCUCAGCGGGUCGGACUGUGUAACACCUCUGGCAGCGGCACAGACCUCCCCGGUCAGUCUUGUGAUGUGGGGGAGACUCACGGCCCGCUGCCCCAAAACACCACUCUCUUCAUGGGCUUCGCCUUCAUGCUGACUACCUCGUCUGAGAUCGACCGGCUGACCAACAAGCACAGCAGCGAUGACGAGGAAGAUUAUGUGCAGACAGGUCCGUAUAACAAAGCAUACACAGAGUCCCAGCUGCAGGCAGGUGGAGGCUUCGUCCUGCCAGACUUCAAUGAAGAACAAUGUAAGGCAGCUUACCAGAGCCUGCUCAUUGCAGACCAGCACUGUCGUACAAGGAAGUACCUGCUGUGUUUGGCCAGCGGUGUGCCGUGUGUGUCACACAUCUGGGUGCGGGACUGCUGCAAAGAGAACAAGCUGCUCAACUACAGGAACUACUUGCUGCCUGCCGGCGUGGGGCCAGAUGAGACCAUAGUAGAAUGGCAUCCACGCUGCAGCCCGUUCAAAGCUCUGCGGGUCCUUCUGGUGUUUGAGAAGCCAGUGGAGCUUUGGGCACAGCUGAUAACCUUGGGUGGAGGUUCUUCUCUUCGACAGUUCCAGGCGGACAAAGAUGGCUCAGACAUUCCUGCGGGCAAGUAUGAUGUUGUGGUGACAGACCGUGCCUGUCCGCCAUUGGUAGAGAAAAACGUGACGUCGCAGGAAGUCCCGCUGGUGUCUCCUGAGUGGCUGAUCCAGAGCGUCAUCCGUGGGGAGCGCCUGGGUUUCCAUAGCAAGCCUCAGUAUCGCCACGACUACUCCUCCUCCACCUCCUCCUCAUAAUCUGACUCCACAUGUGCAAAAUGCCUUCGACCAUGUUAAAUGUUCAGCAUUAAUUCUGUUGCAUGCCUUUUCUGUAUAUAACGUUAUCCUGUCUGUUUUUAUGGGAUAAUAAAUUGUGACCCUCGUUUCAUUUUAA
Messenger RNA from Sander lucioperca (pikeperch), 5813 nucleotides. RefSeq names its product tumor protein p53 binding protein, 1 (gene tp53bp1). The coding region runs from base 332 to 5677 and encodes 1781 amino acids. The record is from RefSeq and is a predicted model, not a curated record. Gene Ontology annotation, molecular function: histone binding. The transcript is spliced from 29 exons. Gene Ontology annotation, cellular component: nucleus. Gene Ontology annotation, biological process: DNA damage checkpoint signaling; positive regulation of transcription by RNA polymerase II. Lineage: Eukaryota; Metazoa; Chordata; Actinopteri; Perciformes; Percidae.